AUGGAGAAGUGCAAGAACACCACGGCCGGCACCUCUCAAUGCGGCUCCAGUGCAACGCCCAUGGAAUGCUACAUGGUACUUGACAAUUCAGCUCAGACUGUCAUUGCCGUGCUCUGUUACAGCGUUGGGAGCCUUUGUAUCUUGGAGAACUGUUUGGUGCUAUACCUCAUAUUUUCUUCCCCCAAGAUCCGGAACAAGCCUUCCUACCUCUUCCUUAGCAGCCUGGCCUUGGCAGACACGCUAGCCAGCAUGAUAUUUGUCUGUAGCUUUGUCGCCUUCCAUGUUUUCAAUAAGAUUGAUUCAUCAAAGGACAUCUUCUUGCUAAAACUUGGAGGGGUCAACACGUCUUUCACAGCCUCCCUCGGCAGCCUGCUGCUGAUGGCCUUUGACCGCUACAUCUGUAUCCUCAGGCCGACAGAGUAUAAAGUCCUUGUCACGAGCAGAAGAGCUGUGGUGGCCCUGGUGAUGCUGUGGGUCAUCAUCAUGCUAAUUGCUUUCCUGCCGUUGCUGGGAUGGAACUGCUGCCACCUCAGCUCCCCCUGCUCCGAGCUGUUUCCUUUUGUCGACAACAAAUAUCUCUCAAGUUGGAUUGUCUUGGUGGCCAUCCUUCUGAUAUUUAUUGUCUAUGCCUACAUGAAUGUUCUUUGGAAGGCCCGCAAGCAUGUGGUGUACAUGGAAAAGUACCACAUUCAAACAGGCCAGCAGAACACAAAGGUGAGACUAGAUGUCACGCUUGCCAAGACCUUAGUGAUUGUCCUGGUGGUUCUUGUGAUGUGCUGGUCACCAGCCUUGGCUCUCAUGACUUACAGCAUCUUUGCCGAACUAGACAACUCCAUAAAGCAAGCGUUUGCCUUCUGCAGCACACUCUGUCUGGUGAACUCUAUGGUGAACCCCGCUAUCUAUGCCCUAAGGAGUAGGGAGUUGUGCUCCUCCCUGAAGAGAGUCUGCUCCUGUUUUGGAAGACUGCUGGGUGUAUCUGAGAGCAACCCAGAAGUGGAGAGCACUCAGAAGUCCUGCCCAAUCGAAACCAUUUGCGAUUAA
This is a messenger RNA of Podarcis lilfordi (Lilford's wall lizard), 1041 nucleotides long. Lineage: Eukaryota; Metazoa; Chordata; Lepidosauria; Squamata; Lacertidae. The record is from the annotation of a GenBank genome assembly.